Molecule: messenger RNA, 297 nt
Organism: Anisakis simplex (herring worm)
Lineage: Eukaryota; Metazoa; Nematoda; Chromadorea; Rhabditida; Anisakidae
Source: the annotation of a GenBank genome assembly
AUGACCGAUGCAUCAGCGCGACCGAUUCGAGCGCAUUUCGUCGUGAAUGCGGCUGGACCUUGGGCUGGCAAAAUUGCUGAAAUGGCUGGAAUUGGCAAAGGGAAAGGCCUUCUGGCUGUACCGCUUCCAAUUGAAGCCCGUAAGCGAAUGCUAUUCGUGGUGCAUGCACCUGACGUACCACCGAUCGAUAUGCCAGCUUUGGUGGAUCCGAGUGGUGUGUAUUGUUUGCAGGAGGAUGCUGGAAAUACGUUCAUUUGUGGCAAAAUCCCGUCGAAGGUCUGGCAAUAUUUCUUGAUG